UUAUUAAUAAAAAAAAAUGUUACAAUAUAUAGAUUAAUCAAACGAUGUAACAAAGAAAGUUAUUAAGGUUAUUUUAUGUUUACUGUUUAUAUUUACAUGACAUGCCUUAUCAUUGACUUUAUGAUAAUGAUAAAUUCUGAUUUUAAAUUCAUAAUAUGAAAGGUCAUUAUUUUAAUAUUUUUCACGGCGAGUAUCACGUAUACUUGGAUCGCCUCUAUAUCGAACCUUUUAUCUCAUGUUUAUUUAGAAUAUAAGAAAUAGAAAUGAUUAAAUCCAUCACAAAUAACUAAUUGCUUCCCAGUUGAAAAGAAUCAUACAUUCAGUUCAAAUCAAACUAUGUAACGAGUAUCACUCUGCAAUUUUCAAACGUAUUACAUUAUUUUAUAUUAUUCCAUUAAUUUCUAUAAUAUUCUAAUUAUAUUCAAAAUAUAAAAAAAAAUAUACAUAUUCAUAUUAAAGAUAUAUCCCAAAAAGCUUUGCCGUGAAUAUGUUAAUAAAGUUAAUUUAAAUACAUAUAUUUUUUGUAUGUGCCUGAAGUGUUCAAUAUCAGUAUUAUAAUGUUAUUAUAUAUAGUAUUGGCAAUUGCAUUAAAUAAUGUUUUAAUCAUGAAUUGCGCCUAUUUGAACAAUGAUGGAACAUAUUCAUUAAAUAAAAAUUUAUCUAAUUUUACUUAUACAUGGGUAGACAAAGUCCAUGUUGAUUUAGUAAAUUUUAUGUCUAAUAAUAAAGAAGUAGAUUGUUUUGGUUUAGGAAAAACAGUUGCUAUUGUUUUAGCAUGGUUUUUUUCUGACAAAGCUAAUGAAUUAAAGUUAUUAGAUGUUCAAUUUCUUUUAUCAUCAAGAAAUCAGCCGAACAGAGUACAAGUGUAUAUUGGUGAACAGUUUGGUUUGGAAUGGACAGAUUUUAAAAUUGAACGUAGAACUAUUAUAAUAGUACAUGGAUUUUUAUCUCACAGCAAUGAAAAAUGGAUUACUGAAAUGGAGGAAGCAUUUCUUAAAUGGAAUGAUGUUAAUGUAAUAAUCGUGGAUUGGAGCGCAGAAGGUAAUACGUGGAAUUAUUAUAAAGCUGCCAUCAAUACUAAAAUAGUUGGACAUCAAAUUGCAAAAUUUUUAGAACAUAUCGUAAAUGCAACAAAAGUUACAUCUAAUUGGGGUACUAUACAUUUAAUUGGCCAUAGUCUUGGAGCACAUAUUUGUGGCUUUGCUGCAAAAGAAUUUAAGAAAAAAGAAAGUAAUUGGAUAAUACAUAGAAUUACUGGCCUAGAUCCAGCACAGCCAUGUUUCAGAAAUACAGAUACAUCUAUUCAUUUGGAUAAAACAGAUGCACCAUUUGUUGAUAUAAUUCAUACUAAUGGAAAAUUACUCUCCAAUCUUGGCUUAGGUUUACCAGGGCCUAUUGGUCACGUAGAUUUCUAUCCUAAUGGAGGCCAAUAUCAACCAGGUUGUUCUGAAUCCAAUAAAACGAUCUUUGGCUAUUUACCUAUUCCUCAAACAUUUAUUCAACAAGCAAUAUGCAGUCAUGGUCGUUCUUAUAUUUAUCUUACUGAAUCUCUUUUAUUAACUUCUAUGAAUAAUUGUAGUUUCUGGUCACAUCAUUGGGACUUGACAUAUAGAAAUAUAAAACAAAUAAUGUCUGAAUCAUGUAACAAAGAUAAUUGCAUUGAAAUGGGAAUUAAAGCAGAGAAUUAUCCUCAUCGUGGAACUUUUUUUCUAAUUACUUCAAAUAGUACACCAUAUUGUGUUAAUGAAACAGAAUUAUCAAAAGAAAUAAAAACACAGUUGAAAAUCGAUUAUAUUAAUGAGCUUCAGGAUUAAAAGAGAGAGAGAGAAAGAGAGAGAGAAAUACAUAAUUUUAUUAUAUAUGUUACGGACAAAGUCCAUAAUAGGGGCAUCGUGAAUAAUGAGAAACAAUGAAAAGGUCAUAACAUAUAUACAGAUAUUAUUUUCGUAAAUAAAUGCUUUUUUAUCUUAAAAAUACUAUUUAUAUAUAGCGUUUAUACUUGUACGUAUCGCAUUUAAAUUAUUUUUUGACUAAUAUUUACAAUUGGCAACAUUUAUAUUAUUUUAUAUACAAUUUCUAAUGACAAAGGAUUUAACCAGUUAGCUCAUAGCGCUAUAAAAUCAUUUAAAUUAUAUUAUGAUAAAUGUAAAGAAAACAAAUUGCAUAAGGACACUAACAAUUGUUACAGCAUAAGUACCUGUUAUAUUCUAAUAACAUGGUUGGUAACAUUAAUAUAAUUUUAUAUGUUGAGCUAAUUAUGGUUUAAUCACGUGUUUUGUGCGUUUACAUCGCCGUUUUAAUUUUUAAUCAUUGGCACUUUGUUCCUUGGUAUUUGAUAAAAAAAAAAUCAUCAAAAUACAUUGUGUGAUAGAUAAUACCCUUUAAUGUAUUACUUGGACAUAUGUAGCAGGAAAUAUACCAGUUCGUCCUUUGCAUUCACCUAUCCACCAGCCAUCUGCUUGUUUUUGAUGAACAGUUAUUAAGUCACCAGGAUUCAGACUUAAUUCGUCAUUAAGAUUUGCAGCAUAAUGAUAUAUUGCCCUGCACUGUUCCGCACUAUCUGACUUAGGUGUUACAACCGUAACAUCAACGUCUUGAUUAUUAUUGUCUUCUGAAUGACUACUGAAUUCAUCAAAAUCACUAAAAUCUUCUUCAUCCGGUGGAUUUUCUGAAUUACCAUCACCAGCCGUUCUAUCCGCCCAGUCUCGGUUCUCAGUUUCAUGUCCUUUUACUAAAUGUACAUCUAUUUCGUCAUCAAUAUCUUGUAUCUCAAAAGAUUCAUUCCUUGCCCAAGAAGGAAUCUAGAAAAAUUAUUAAUAUUUAAAUAUAAUAAUAACAUAUUUUUUUUGUAGAUAUUCUUAUAAUAAUUGUAAAGAUUUUUAUAUUAUUUCUUACCUUGAGAACACUUUGCUGAAGUCCUUGUUUAUCUCUAGAAACUAAUAUGUGUUCUGCUAAAGGAUGCUUGUUCCUUUUGCUACCUUCAACUUCUGCUAAUGUCCCACCAACCUUAUAUCUUGCAGCUUCCAAAUAUAGUAGCAUAGAACGCAUCUUUAAAAAAAAAAAAAAAAAAAAAGGAAUAAUUGAUUAGAAAAAAAUAUAUAAUAGGUAUUGUAGAUUCCUUUUUUUUAUACUUACAUGAUGUAAUUUGUCUGUAACAUUUUGUGUACUUUCAUCAGCUGCGAAUGCAGGUGUCUUGAUAAAAGCUCUAUGUAAAGUUUCCAAUCCUUCUCUUCCUCGCCUUUCUCUUUCUAGAUCUUGUCUUAUUAAAUGCAAUAUUCUAACUAAUGAUUGUUUUCGUCGUUCUCUGUUCAUUGCUAACGUUAUAUGUUCCGCAUAAAAAUCUGGAAGUAAUUGUUCUGCAUUGACUGUAUCAUUACUUUCUGUUCUACGUAUAAGAUUCUUCAAAAUUUCCACAUCCUGAGAUACAUUACAAUUCCGUAUGGGUGUAGAUAAACGAUCAGCACUCUAAAAACAUUGAAUUACAAAUUAAUAAUAAAAUUAUAAAACGAUAUUAUGGAUAUAAUAAUGAAGGAAUUUUUUUACCUGCUGUAGACGAGGAGCAAGUGCUUGCAAAUGUGCCAAAUAAACAUUGGCAAGAUCUUUCAAAGCACUCAAACGUUCUUCUUCAAGGAGUUCCAUUUGUUUAGAUCCUUUUUUUACUGUACUUUCAUAUUCCAAUCUAGCUCUUUCAGCUCUUACGCUUACAGUGUAAAAUUCUGUAUCAGCUCUACGAGAAGAAUCUUCAGCUUUUCGUCUCCUAGCUUCUAAUUUAUUCGCUUCUUUUUCCGUCAUAUGAUGAUUAGAUGAUUUAUUAUUAUUUUGUUGGCUUUGACUGAUAGAUUGCAAUCUUGCCAAAUCCUGCAGCCUUUCGUUCUCUCUUGCACAAGCAAAACUUUGCUUCUUGGUCUUUGAAGCAAUAUUACGCCAUUCCUGUAGAGACUUUAAAGCUUUGUCCACAGAAUUUUCAAUUGAUUUUCUCGAACGACCUUGAGCCUCUGCUACGCCCACCUAUGAACAUUCAUUUUUAAUAAAUAUCAAUUAAAUUCUAAAAUGAUAAUAAAUCAUAACUGUUAACAUUAAAAUAUUUACUUCAUGAGAAUGCUUUUAAUAUAUUUGUAAUAUUUUACAAUUAACAAAUUAUCUGUUAUAAACGUAAAUGUUUUAUCUGUUUCUUUUUUAUUUUUUUUUUUUUUUUUAAUAAACAAAAAUAAGACUUCAUCGAACUAAAUUUCACCGAAUAAUUUUUUUUUACUUUUUUUUAUGCAAACAAAAUCUAUCUGUAAAAUAUGUACGUUUUAGAUAAAUUCUUAACGUUAUACAGAAGAAUGGAGAAUAAAUCGCAACAGAGUUUUAGAAAUUGAUAAUGUCGUAAUCAUUGUAAAACGCGAUAGAAUUUAUGUAGAAGAUGACGUCAUUCAGCACCUACAUAUAACUCAGCUUAUUUCACGAUCGAAUAAUUAUAUAUCUAUGUAUAAAACUUACUCUCAACGGUUUUGCUAAUUGUUCGCCUAACGCAAUGCCCCAUACUCUGUGGGCUUCAGCAGCAGCUUCCAUUUCUUCUCCGACACACCUCCAUGCCUCGUUCACACCUCCAUUGCUGUUUCCACCUGCGUAAAUAAAUUAAAAAGUAUAUAUAUAUACAUAUAUAUGUGAAAUAUGUGUAUGUACGUAUGUUAAAAAUUUUUUUUAAGUUCGUGUAAUUUAAAAAAAAAAUUGAGAAAAAAAUAUAUACAGCUUAAUUUUUUUUUUUUUUUUUAUUUUUUAAAAAAUGUCAAAAUAGUUUUUACUUACUUUGAUCUUUGGAACAAGCCUUAGUUAAUUUACUGCUCAAUUUACUUAGCCCUUUAGCAUACGUAGCUUCCAGUUCAGCCCUAAUCAAUAAGAAAGAGAUUAAACAAAUUUAAAUUACAUUUUUCUAUACAUGUAUAUAUAUUUUGUAUGUUUAUAUAAAAAAAAAAAAUAUAUAUAUAUAUAUAUAAAAAAUACGAGUACUUGAGUUUGUUCAUUAAGAAUAUUAUAAUCAUAUCAUAAAAUACGACAAUAUGAUUUACAACUUUGAUUUACUAUGCGUGUAUGCACAAUUAUUUUGCAUUUAUUACAAAUAAUUACUCAUCAAAAUAAUAACUUUCAUGAAGAAUCAUACCUUUCAUGAAGAAUCGAAGCCAACUCUUUGCAAAAAUCUCCACCUUGUUUAACAUAUCUUCGAAUAUCUUCGAAUCCACUUUGGCCGCCCUUAACAAACAAACAAAUAUUAAUUGUAAUGAAUGAAUGAAUGAAAUAAAAUGUUGUUAAUCGAAUGAAAAAAGAAAAAAAAAAAUAUUAUCAAUAGGAAAAAUACAGAUUUUUAAAUCACAUAUAAAACAAGAAUAAAUUUCGAACUAAGGACAUUCUGAAUUUGAUUAUGCUUUUGCAAUACGGCUAACCGGACUUCCAAAAGAACAAAAAAAAAAAAGAAAAAGAAAAAAUGAUUAGUAAUAAUCUAGUUCUCAAUCGUUAGAUAAGUUUUCCACCAUGGUCGAGUUAGAAUCUAAGAAGGUCAAAACCGGCUCAUUAAUACGGUAACGCGGCGCUUGCAUAAAGACGUAAGCACACGUAAAGAAAUUUACUUAUUAUUUACUUAUUAUUCACUGACGUGAAAAGGAAAAAAAUUAAAGAAGAAAAAAAAAAAAAAUGAGAAAAAAAAAGCCAUAAUCGAAACGAUGGUGAAUGGAAAUUAAUGAAAUGUCAAGGAAAGACACCUGAAUCAAAAGACACGCGUUCGUAACUUCGUUCAGAUUAUUGAAUAUCAUUUUAUUUUUUAUUUCUUUAUUUUCUUUUUUAUUUCUUUUUCAAGAAUCUAUAUAUAAUAAUUUUUUAAUUCCAUAUAGGAUAUAAUAAUAUCAGAAAUUAUAAUACUCAAUUAGACAAUCGAACGAGAAAACAUUAAUACGAUUUUUCAAUUAAAAAAGAAUUAAAUUAUAGAAUUGAAAAAAUUCCAAAAUACUUGAACUCCAAAUUGUUUAAAUUAAAUAUA
Vespa velutina is the source of this 6013-nucleotide messenger RNA. RefSeq names its product pancreatic triacylglycerol lipase-like. The record is from RefSeq and is a predicted model, not a curated record. Gene Ontology annotation, molecular function: lipase activity. The coding region runs from base 558 to 1814 and encodes 418 amino acids. Lineage: Eukaryota; Metazoa; Arthropoda; Insecta; Hymenoptera; Vespidae. Gene Ontology annotation, biological process: lipid metabolic process. The transcript has 6 exons.